CGAGGAUUAGCUGCUUGUGUGGUAGAGCUAAAAGUAGCUGAUAUGUUUGCUCCACGGCGGUGUGGAUUGAGAUAUGAUCCUCCAACGCUUGUGCUUGACUAUGUGAUUGUUUCGACUGGGAAAUUGAGACGACGAGCGAUGCCGUUGAAAGAUUUCAAGGAGGGUCUUAUUAGUGUGGAGGAACUUACUGCACAAAUUAAGAAAUCCAAACAUGCUAUGUAUUUGGAGAACGUGUCAUCGAAGCAGCUUCAGCGAUUGCUCGAACGUCUGAAGUCACAUGUAGGAAAACAAGAUGCCCCAUCUGAGCGUGAGCAAGCACAAGGAGACUCUGGAUCUUCAUUGCCUAAUUCUCCAUCUCCCGUCGGUGGGCAUCAGAUAAAUCUAGAACUUGACCUCAACAAGCUCUCAGACUCCGAGUUAGAGAAACAUAAAGCAGCAAUGGAAGUUCUCUUUGAAGCAAAUCGGAAACGACCAGAUGAUGACGGUUUUGUCUAUGACGUGGAAGUAGAUUUUAACAAGGAAGGAAGGAUGGAGUCAGGCUGGGACAACGAAGACAAUGAUGAGGAUGACGAGUUUUAAAAUCGUAUGUGAAGUGACACGUACCCCUAAGUGUACAAAUAGCAACUAUUUUAUUAUACAUUACAAUGUAGCUUAACAGAUUUUCACAGUAUAUAUGUAGAGUGACUUGCUACUUUACUACCUGGCAAGCCUAUUCUAUACAAUAUGUUUAUAUGUAUGGUUCUCUCUCA
Corticium candelabrum is the source of this 749-nucleotide messenger RNA. Its product is annotated as centrosomal protein of 19 kDa-like. The transcript is spliced from 4 exons. NCBI's taxonomy places the organism in Eukaryota, Metazoa, Porifera, Homoscleromorpha, Homosclerophorida, Plakinidae. The record is from RefSeq and is a predicted model, not a curated record. Gene Ontology annotation, biological process: trans-Golgi to periciliary membrane compartment transport; microtubule anchoring at centrosome. The coding region runs from base 43 to 579 and encodes 178 amino acids. Gene Ontology annotation, cellular component: centrosome; spindle pole; centriole.